AUGACAACCACCAUCGUGGUCGAGGGUUGGCCUGAUCAGGUCAUGCUGCACCGAAAUCCACUCCACGUAAGUAAUGCCAUGUCUCCCGUCCCUGCUCUCUCCCCUGCUGCCAUGUCUCCCUUCCCUGCUCUCUCCCCUGCUGCCAUGUCUCCCUUCCCUGCUCUCUCCCCUGCUGCCAUGUCUCCCUUCCCUGCUCUCUCCCCUGCUGCCAUGUCUCCCUUCCCUGCUCUCUCCCCUGCUGCCAUGUCUCCCUUCCCUGCUCUCUUUCCUGCUGCCAUGUCUCCCUUCCCUGCUCUCUCCCCUGCUGCCAUGUCUCCCUUCCCUGCUCUCUCCCCUGCUGCCAUGUCUCCCUUCCUUGCUCUCUCCCCUGCUGCCAUGUCUUCCUUCCCUGCUCUCUCCCCUGCUGCCAUGUCUCCCUUCCCUGCUCUCUCCCCUGCUGCCAUGUCUCCUUUCCCUGCUCUCUCCCCUGCUGCCAUGUCUCCCUUCCCUGCUCUCUCCCCUGCUGCCAUGUCUCCCUUCCCUGCUCUCUCCCCUGCUGCCAUGUCUCCCUUCCCUGCUCUCUCCCCUGCUGCCGUGUCUUCCUCCCCUGAUCUCCAUGUCUCCCUUCCCUUCCCUCUCACCAGCUGCAGUGUGGAGCAAGGGGUAGACAGUAUCCUUGGUCCCUUUCAGAGCGCCAGUGGGGCACGUGCUGCCAACAGCCAUUUGCAGCAAGAAAUCCUCAUCCCCACUCCCCUUCCUACCUCCUCCCAAUCUCCCACUGACCCUUAG
Closterium sp. NIES-65 is the source of this 768-nucleotide messenger RNA. The record is from the annotation of a GenBank genome assembly. Lineage: Eukaryota; Viridiplantae; Streptophyta; Zygnematophyceae; Desmidiales; Closteriaceae.